Messenger RNA from Chondrus crispus (carragheen), 384 nucleotides. Its product is annotated as NADH-ubiquinone oxidoreductase. NCBI's taxonomy places the organism in Eukaryota, Rhodophyta, Florideophyceae, Gigartinales, Gigartinaceae. Bases 1 to 384 code for a protein of 127 amino acids. Gene Ontology annotation, biological process: mitochondrial electron transport, NADH to ubiquinone. The transcript has a single exon. The record is from RefSeq and is a predicted model, not a curated record.
AUGGCAACUUCAUCUGUGUUGUAUGCCGCCGCAAAGGAGAUCGGUGUCACGUGCGAUGCUACAAACCGCGACUUCCUGCAAUGCAAAGUCGCUGACGAGGACCCCGCCGCCUGUUUGGACAAAGGCGAAGCCGUUCAGGCGUGUGCCUUGGGUGUUCUCAAGUCCGCCAUGGAGACAUGUAAGGAGUCGUUCCAAGCGUACGCGGAUUGCAUAGAUUCACAGAUUUCCGAGGAGUACAUGUUCGAGAGAUGCAGAAAGGAGGAACAUACGUUUGCCAAUUGUCGAAGUGCUGCGAAGGGUGCGAAUUCUGUUGUUGCGUCGGCGACGACGGAGAAAAGUUCACAAAGUCCGCGUGAUGAGAACAAGAGCAGUACAUUCAAGUAA